UUCCCUGUGGGGGUGCUGAGGCCCUGGCACACAUUGACCAGAGAAGCUGUGGCUGCCCCAUCCCUGGAAGUGUCCAAGGCCAGGCUGUACAGGGCUUGGAGCCCUCUGAUCCAGUGGAAGGUGUCCCUGCCUGUGGCAUGAUCAAGGUGCUGUACCAUGUCCAGGUAGGACACUGCCAGCGUAACAAGCAUCCCAAGACAACCCUCUCCCAGGCCUUGAGCUCGGGUGGCUCCUCUGCUUCCUGCAGCAGCCGGGCGAGGGAGAAGAGCUGGGAUAGCCCCACGUAUCCAUCGCUGCCCACAGCACCCCUAGGAUGGAUUCCAAAGGCAACGUCCGAAGCGGAAACAAACCCGACGCCAAGGCCGCCAGCUCCGGGAAGCCGGAAAAACCCAACCCCGGGCCUGCCACGAAUGCAGACAAGAAGGAGGCUCCCAAAGAGCAGCCUGCUCCUGCCACGGCCACCAAGAAGGCGGGAGGUGACGCCGCCAUCGCCAACAACCACAGCAACCUGAAACCCAGCCCCGCCGCCACGGAGACGCAGGAGGCCAGCGGGCAGUCCCCUGACUCUGACCACAAGGGAAACAGCUCCGAGGAGUCCCCGGGCAGCUUCUUCGACAACAUGAAGCCCUUGAUCAUCGUCGGAGGAGUGGCGGUGGCCGCGCUGGCUGUGAUUGUGGGAGUGGCAUUCCUAGCCCGGAAAAAAUGAAGACCGAGACGGGGUGGGGAUGAGAAACCCAGCCCAGCUGUACAGCUCCUUUUGAGACAAAUGCAUGCAGAGAAAUUCUAUACAUAGCUAUAUAUAUAGAGAGAGCGAGCUAGAUAGGUCAACAACAAACACCAACUGCAACUCCAGGGUCUUGUUCAAGACAACUGUGCCAGUCUGACCCGCUGUGGGUAACUCCAUGCACUCAGUGUGUUCUUUCAUGUAAUAUAUCGUGGCUUAUACCGCUGUGUAUAGAUUACAGCUUCUCCUGAUCGGUGUAAAUGACGGUGUCCCCUCCCCUCCCCUGCUGUCCUCCCUGGGAGACACCCCUCGUCCCCCACCCUGCAGUCCCGUUUUCAAGUCCAAAGUGUUCUACGUCCCAUUCGGAGUCCCAAUUUGUGUUUUGGUUUCUGUUUGGUUCUGUUUUAACUUGGGCUGUGGUAAAGAAGAUGGAAGGGGAGUGCUAAGGCCUGGCUUGCCUGUCACGCUGGGCUGGGGGUGUUUCUCCAGCCCCCUGGGACAAGGGAAGCGCAGGGGCAGUGGCAGGGAAGGGGCAGCUCCCUGACCCAACAGCCACAGGCGAUCCCUAAUCGGUGUCUGUGUAUCUGCCCCUCGUCAUCCCACCUUGGAACCCCCACCUGGGAAGUGCUCCGGAGGAACCAGGGCAGCUGCGGCGCGGCAGAGCCGAGUGUGAGCCUGGGAUGUCACAUCAGGUCACUCUUCUGGCUGAGCUGCCAACGGGACAGUGACCAGAGGGCUGUGCUGUGGCCCAGAGAAGUCCCAUUGCAGCCUUCAGGAUCCCAGGGCUCGCCAGGGUCACGUGGGCAGCGU
Messenger RNA from Pyrgilauda ruficollis (rufous-necked snowfinch), 1534 nucleotides. It is a transcript of the gene CEND1, whose product is annotated as cell cycle exit and neuronal differentiation 1. Gene Ontology annotation, biological process: cerebellar Purkinje cell differentiation; cerebellar granular layer maturation; radial glia guided migration of cerebellar granule cell. Bases 314 to 706 code for a protein of 130 amino acids. The record is from RefSeq and is a predicted model, not a curated record. The transcript has 2 exons. NCBI's taxonomy places the organism in Eukaryota, Metazoa, Chordata, Aves, Passeriformes, Passeridae.